GGGAGAUCGAAUAGUUUCUUGAUUUCGCCUGGGGGUUCAACCACUACCUACCUUUUUCCUUGGCCAACGAACGAUGUUAAAUGAAACAACGGAUUCAUUUAUCUGCUAUUUGGCAUAGCCUAUGCUACUCUCUCUCUCUCUCUCUCUCUCUCUCUCUCUCUCUCGCUAAUAAAUUUUGAAGAGGAGCAUUCCCACUAUCCCACACGCUUUCUUCAAUUAGUGAGGCGCAUUUGAUAGCGGUCAAGAAAUUAAGUAGUGUAAUAUUUUCCACAACCCUUUAUUAGCAAAGUGUAAAUCAAGAUUCAUGACCUCGAUAUUUUUAGUCUGGCUUUUCCUCUAUUGCAUCAAGAGCUAGAAGAGAGCUAAUAGUAAUGCUUUCAAUGGCAUGUUUUGUGCUCGUUUAGCUAAUGAUGCCUAGGUAACAUUGCCCUUAUAGCUAUCUUCUUCUCUCUUUCUCAUUCUCCUAAUUUCUAUCCUCUCUUCGUUUCUUUGGCAUCUAAUAAACUAUUUUAGUGGGCUGUGAAAAUGGGUGUAAUGGGCAAAACCAGAAUGGUUUUAACAUUAACAGGCAGAGCCAUACAUGAAGCUGUGAGCUUCAUUGUCUUUUCUUUUCUUGAUCUUCUUGAUUUCGUUCUGUGUUUCGCUUACAAAGUCGCAGAUUUCUUCAUUGAAGCAGAAUGGAAACCCUGUUACUGUACCUCAGCUAAAGACGCCAUCACUAGCAGUGGCAAGAUCUUGGUCUCGGAGCAAGGCGAGUCCAAGAUUGUUUGCCUGAGUUCUAGCAAGUUAGAGCUAGAGGAGAUCUCAGACACCCUCUAUACCCGCCCUGCCCUACUCUCUGAGGUUUCAAAAUUGACUGUUAAUGAGCUAAAACGAAUCAAAGUGGAAAAGAGCGUUGUACAAUCCUGCGAGAAGAUAAAGAAAGGAACGGUGAGAUCGACAUUCACGAUUAACUCCACCAUUGUUGAAAUGCUUCAGGGAAAGAUUGAAGGCCAGAAAGCACAUCCUAUCCCAAGAUGGUCUGAUUGUGAUUGUAAACCUUGCACUAGUUGGACCACCUCUGGCAAGGAAACUCUAUUUGUUAAAGCUGAAGGCGCAAAAGAUAAAGCAAAAGAAGAUGUCCUUUUCAUCCAUGGAUUCAUUUCAUCUUCAGCAUUUUGGACAGAAACCGUAUUUCCAAACUUGUCGGAUGCUGCUAAAUCCAGCUACCGAUUUUUCGCUGUGGAUUUACUAGGGUUUGGGAGGAGUCCAAAGCCAACAGACUCGCUUUACACGCUUAGAGAGCAUUUGGAGAUGAUUGAAAGAUCUGUGAUCGAACCUCACAAAGUUAAAUCCUUCCAUAUCGUGGCUCAUUCUUUAGGCUGCAUUUUGGCCCUAGCACUCGCAGUAAAACACCCUGGAUCCGUCAAAUCCCUUACUCUCCUCGCACCACCAUAUUAUCCAGUGCCAAAGGGGGUACAACCAACACAAUACGUCAUGAGAAGGAUAGCUCCCAGGCGCGUGUGGCCACUGAUUGCAUUUGGCGCGUCGAUAGCUUGCUGGUAUGAGCACAUCAGCCGGACGAUUUGUCUGGUUAUAUGCAAGAACCAUCGAUUGUGGGAAUUUCUUGCCAAACUUGUCACAAGAAACAGGAUUAGGACAUUCUUGCUCGAAGGAUUCUUUAGUCAUACCCACAACGCAGCAUGGCAUACCCUGCACAACAUUAUCUGUGGCACCGCCAGCAAGCUCGAUGGCUACCUAGACACCGUCCGUGACCACCUGAAAUGUGAUGUCAAUAUCUUCCAUGGGAGCAAUGAUGAGCUUAUUCCAGUUGAAUGUAGUUACAAUGUCCAAGAAAGAGUUCCUCGUGCCAGUGUUAACGUGAUCGAGAAGAAAGAUCAUAUUACGAUUGUUGUUGGUAGGCAAAAGGCCUUCACUAGAGAACUAGAGGAGAUUUGGAGUAGAUCAAGUAGUUAAGACUCUACCCUUUAGCAUGCCCUAGCUCUAAGUCACCAUAUACAUAUAUAUCCCACCAAAGUGGACAUAUAAAAUAGCCUUAAAAUUAGCAGGCUUUCUUCUAAUUGAUCAAGUGUUAAAUCUCCAGUGGAUGAUGUGAAAAACAUUACCCACCAUUAUUAUUGUGUUAUGAAAUGCAUGAUUAUUGAUAAAACAAUGUGUCAUAAGAAAAUGAACCA
Messenger RNA from Hevea brasiliensis (rubber tree), 2174 nucleotides. RefSeq names its product probable lysophospholipase BODYGUARD 3. The transcript is spliced from 4 exons. NCBI's taxonomy places the organism in Eukaryota, Viridiplantae, Streptophyta, Magnoliopsida, Malpighiales, Euphorbiaceae. The coding region runs from base 526 to 1956 and encodes 476 amino acids. The record is from RefSeq and is a predicted model, not a curated record.